UUGUGAAAUUCCUACAUCUCUUUUAGAUUGACAAGCGACGUAAGGGAUUAAUUCCAGUACAGCCUAAGCCCCCGCAGGGCUUCAAGGAUUACCUCAUGAAUCGGUGCACCUACGUCCUGGCCGGAAACGCGCCGACUACGCCCAACAUAACCAUUCCGGCGAAUCUUCCCGCGCAAAUGAAAGACCUGUACAGUGAGCAGGAGAAGGAGCGGUACAGAUUACGAAUGCAGCAUGUGAUAGAGAAAGAAAAAUUAGUACUGUCCGUCGAACAAGAGAUACUACGGGUACACGGUCGAGCGGCGCGCGCUUUGGCCAACCAGUCGCUUCCGUUCUCCGUGUGUACGAUUUUAAGGGACGAAGAGGUGUAUAACUUGAUAACGCCCGAGCAGGAAGAGAAAGAUCGUAACGCAAGGUCGAGGUAUAAUGGGCGUUUGUUUUUGAGCUGGUUGCAAGACGUCGACGAUAAAUGGGAAAAAAUAAAGGAGCAUAUGCUUUUGAGGCAUCACAACGAAGCGGAAUCUCUGCAUGCCGUUCAAAAGAUGGAUUGGGAGUGGAAGCUGAAAGAAUUGAAUCUGUGUGAUGCGAAGACCACGCCAUCUAUUGACGAAUUACAUGUUCCUAUGGUUCAUGUCAGCGACGACUUUGAUUUACUCCCCGCUUAGUUCUUAAUAUUUAUAAUUAAUUUAUUACUGUUGAUUGUUAAAUAAUGUAGCUAUGAAUUUUA
Messenger RNA from Photinus pyralis (common eastern firefly), 724 nucleotides. RefSeq names its product ankyrin repeat domain-containing protein 12-like. Gene Ontology annotation, cellular component: nucleoplasm. The transcript has 2 exons. The record is from RefSeq and is a predicted model, not a curated record. NCBI's taxonomy places the organism in Eukaryota, Metazoa, Arthropoda, Insecta, Coleoptera, Lampyridae. Bases 96 to 662 code for a protein of 188 amino acids.